Messenger RNA from Lottia gigantea (owl limpet), 240 nucleotides. RefSeq lists its product as hypothetical. The record is from RefSeq and is a predicted model, not a curated record. Gene Ontology annotation, cellular component: cytoplasm; nucleus. Gene Ontology annotation, molecular function: ubiquitin protein ligase binding; protein tag activity. Gene Ontology annotation, biological process: modification-dependent protein catabolic process; protein neddylation; regulation of proteolysis. NCBI's taxonomy places the organism in Eukaryota, Metazoa, Mollusca, Gastropoda, Lottiidae. Bases 1 to 240 code for a protein of 79 amino acids. The transcript is spliced from 5 exons.
AUGCUGAUUAAAGUUAAGACAUUAACAGGAAAGGAGAUUGAAAUUGAUAUAGAGCCUACAGAUAAGGUUGACAGAAUAAAAGAAAGGGUUGAGGAAAAAGAGGGAAUUCCACCACAGCAACAGAGACUUAUUUUUAGUGGAAAACAAAUGAAUGAUGAAAAAACAGCGGCAGAUUAUAAAGUGAUGGGUGGUUCAGUUCUUCAUCUAGUGCUAGCUUUACGAGGAGGAGGAGGUAGAUAA